UGAACGACUGAGAGACCAGAUCAGAUCAGAGGUUAUGAGGAGAUUUUUCAGAGUUGACAGAGAUGAAGAUUACGGUCAGAUUCAGUAUCUCACGGCUAAAUGCAUCCGACUGUCUCAGGAGAAAGCAGUGCUCCAGCGAGAGCUGCUGGUGUCUGGUGAGCGUCAGCAGGUUCUGCAGGCAGAGAUGGAGGGUCUGUCGGUGCGUGUGUGUCAGAGGGAGCAGCUCUAUGUGGAGCUGAGCAUCAAAUACGAACAACUUCUGGAGCGAUUUCAGAAACAGCAGGAACAGGCCGAUCUCCUGCAGCAGCAUUUAAUCUCUGUGACGGAGGAGCGCUGGAGGGAUGCCUCACUGCUGUCUCUUCAGCUGGAGCAGGUGAGCUGUGAUUUACAGCAGCUGCAGGGCUCAGAAAAGCAGCUCAUGGGCCUGGUGGACGAGCUGCCCCAGGAGGCCCAGCUCAGAGCCCAGCAGGCUGAGGUCCUGGAGACGCAGCUCCGCGAGGAGACUCAGAAAAUACAAGACCUAGAGAUGCAGCUAAGCAGUAAAUCGCUGGAGCUGCUGGAGCUCCAGAUGUCCCAUGAAGCCCUGCGGCAGGAUCUGUGCGAUCAGCGCAGCGCCCACCAGAGGACGGUGGAGGAACUGCGGCGCGAGUAUUCAGAGAGUCUCGGCAAACUCCGUGAAACAGCCGAACAGUUUGAGUGGCUCUGCGAGCAGCAGCGGAGGUGGAUGAGCUGCGUCAAGAGGUUUAAGGACUGUCUGUCAGGUGAGAAGGAGUCCCUGGAGCUGCAGGUGAAUGAGCAGUUGGAUACUGUCAGGAAUACUGUGCAUUUCAAUCGAUCCACAGAAUCCUGCAGCAGGUGGGAUGUUGAGGUGACGUCUGACCUCCUGGCUGAGGUGCACCGAUGGAAAAGACUGUAUGAAGACCUGCUCAAACUCACCACACAGCAGGGCCAGUGUGCAGCAGAUGGACACCUCAAACCCCCGUGAGGAUCCAAACACAGACGACAUUUUCACAUCACAAACUGAUUCAAAAGUGAUCCAUAAAAAAACAUUAAACCUGUAGUUCUCUGGUAAUUCUGUUCUUUGGUCUAGUUUCAUUUGUUUUGCCGUUUGUUCUCUGGUGCGCUUAGGGUCACCAGAAUUACAA
Sinocyclocheilus anshuiensis is the source of this 1145-nucleotide messenger RNA. RefSeq names its product tropomyosin-1. The transcript is spliced from 7 exons. NCBI's taxonomy places the organism in Eukaryota, Metazoa, Chordata, Actinopteri, Cypriniformes, Cyprinidae. The coding region runs from base 35 to 985 and encodes 316 amino acids. The record is from RefSeq and is a predicted model, not a curated record.